This is a messenger RNA of Esox lucius (northern pike), 562 nucleotides long. It is a transcript of the gene rps16, whose product is annotated as ribosomal protein S16. Gene Ontology annotation, cellular component: cytosolic small ribosomal subunit; ribosome. Lineage: Eukaryota; Metazoa; Chordata; Actinopteri; Esociformes; Esocidae. The record is from RefSeq and is a predicted model, not a curated record. Gene Ontology annotation, molecular function: structural constituent of ribosome; RNA binding. Gene Ontology annotation, biological process: maturation of SSU-rRNA from tricistronic rRNA transcript (SSU-rRNA, 5.8S rRNA, LSU-rRNA); translation. The coding region runs from base 81 to 521 and encodes 146 amino acids. The transcript has 6 exons.
CUGUCGCGCUACUGCCCCUGAUUUUCGGCGUCUGAAACCCGCUCGGUCUCUCCGUACGGCACUAAAGCUGAAGACGAAACAUGCCGGCCAAAGGUCCUCUGCAGUCUGUCCAGGUUUUUGGACGUAAAAAAACGGCAACCGCUGUUGCUCACUGCAAGAGGGGGAAUGGCCUUAUCAAGGUGAACGGCAGACCCCUCGAGAUGAUUGAGCCAGCCACUCUCCAGUAUAAGCUGCUGGAGCCAGUGCUGCUGUUGGGCAAGGAGCGUUUCGCCGGUGUUGACAUCCGGGUCCGGGUGAAGGGGGGUGGACAUGUCGCACAGAUCUAUGCCAUCCGUCAGUCAAUCUCCAAAGCCUUGGUUGCAUACUAUCAGAAAUAUGUGGAUGAAGCGUCCAAGAAGGAGAUCAAGGACAUACUGAUCCAGUACGAUAGGACCCUGUUGGUGGCUGACCCUCGUCGCUGCGAGUCCAAGAAGUUCGGUGGACCUGGAGCCCGUGCCCGCUACCAGAAGUCUUACCGUUAAUCUCUCUGUACAUUUUCAUUAAACUGGAGGGAGAAUCUUUC